Pleuronectes platessa (European plaice) is the source of this 2343-nucleotide messenger RNA. It is a transcript of the gene hdac10, whose product is annotated as histone deacetylase 10. Gene Ontology annotation, molecular function: histone deacetylase activity. The transcript has 21 exons. Gene Ontology annotation, biological process: chromatin organization. Lineage: Eukaryota; Metazoa; Chordata; Actinopteri; Pleuronectiformes; Pleuronectidae. The record is from RefSeq and is a predicted model, not a curated record. Gene Ontology annotation, cellular component: histone deacetylase complex. The coding region runs from base 213 to 2219 and encodes 668 amino acids.
AUAACGAUGCACGCUCGUCCCGCCCCCCGCUGCAAAGUUGACAUGAAUGAGCAGCUCCAGCAGUUGAACACAUAAAGUGAAUACAUGUGUGUCUGUGGUCGUGGCUCUGACUCCAUCAGCUCCUCCUGCAGACAGACGAGUAUAUCACUGUGCUGGUCUGUGUGAGCCUCUUUGUUUACAGUGCGAGCUGGUCGAUUUGAGGAGCGGUGAAGAUGGGGACAGCGUUGAUUUACGAUGAGGAGAUGACCAAAUACAAGUUGCUCUGGGUUGAUCCAGCGUGUAAGAUUGAAGUACCCGAGCGUUUAACUGUGAGUCAUGAAGCUUUGGUUCAUGGCGGUCUGGCUGAUCGCUGUGUCUCCGUACCGGUCCGCAAGGCAACGGAUUCAGACAUUCUGCGGGUUCACAGUGAGGAAUAUUUGGAGGCAGUAAAGAAGACCCCCUACAUGACUCUGGAGGACCUGAAGGAGUUCACCCUCCAAUAUGGAGACGUCUACUUCCACCAAAACAUCUAUCACUGUGCCGAGCUGGCUGCAGGAGCUGCUCUGCAACUGGUGGACAGUGUGAUGACAGGGAAGGUGAGGAAUGGCAUGGCUCUGGUCAGACCACCAGGACACCACAGUAUGCGCAGCGCUGCUAAUGGUUUCUGUGUGUUCAACAACGUGGCCAUAGCAGCAAAAUAUGCAAAGCAAAAAUAUGGAGUUAAAAGGGUGUUGAUAGUUGACUGGGAUAUACAUCAUGGUCAAGGGGUCCAGUACUGUUUUGAAGAUGAUCCCAGCGUGCUCUACUUCUCAUGGCACCGCUACGAGCAUCAGAACUUCUGGCCUAAACUCAGAGAUUCCGACUUUGACAGUGUCGGCAAAGACAAAGGAGCUGGUUUCAAUAUUAAUGUUCCAUGGAACAAGACGAAAAUGCAGAAUAGUGACUAUCUUUCAGUCUUCUGUCAUCUCCUCUUGCCGGUUGCAUACGAGUUUUGCCCAGACUUGGUUUUGGUGUGUGCCGGCUUCGACUCAGCCAUUGGUGACCCAGAGGGUGAAAUGUGUGCCACUCCGGACAUCUUUGCCCACCUCACUCACCUUCUCAUGAACCUCGCGGAAGGCAAAGUGUGUGCUGUGCUGGAGGGAGGCUACAACUUGACCUCCCUCGCCCAGUCUGUGUGUCAGACAGUUCAAACGCUGCUCGGAGACCCUGCCCCUCGACCUGCCAACCUCCAAGGUCCCUGUAGAAGUGCACUCGAGUCCCUUCAUUGCGCACGAUCAGCUCACAGGCAGUACUGGUCCUGCCUCAAACAUGCAGCGGAUCUGCCCACCUCUGAUAUCAGCACCAAGCGCUUUAAACUGGCAGAAGAAACAGAAGAAAAAGAGGAUGGCGAUAAAGAGACUGUGUGGCCAGAGCCUGAUAAACGCCUCGCCCCUGCUGUUCGUACUGCUGUAGUUCUCCCUGAUGGUGUCGCCUGCCCGGACGGAUGCCAUCCCUUCACUCUAUCAGAGGAUCUCGACCCAUUGAUAGUCAACAAACUCAAGGAGAAGUUCCUGAAAGAAGCAGAUGAUGGAGAAGCUCUCUCGACCCUCUCCAGAGUCAUCGCCCUGGUAGAUAAAAUGGAGAAGAAUGAGGUCUGCAGCGGCCUGGCGCUGGUCCCUGCACCCUCCAUGGCGACGAUGUGUGUUAUCCAGCAUGCUGCAUCUGUACUCAGGAACCGGGUCUUGGUUGUGUGUGUCGGAGACUGGAGCGUUCCGAAGUUCACUGAAGACGGGAAAACCCUUGUGAUGCAGUUCAGCAACAAGGUGUCAGAGGAACGUGCAAGCAGAUACUACAUUCCUGUGCAUCUGAAGAAGGGCUUCAGGGACGUUUCUGGGUUCAUGCAGGCAGUGAUGGGUCUCCUCCUGCCUUUGGGUUACCAGUACGACCCCAGUCUGGUUGUAUUGGUUCGGAUGUCUGACAGCGGUGUGUGUGAUAGCGUGUGGCAACAACUAACUGGUCUACUGCAGGGCCUCGCACAAGGACACACACUGGUGCUUAUGCAGGACAAUGAUAAGGAAUGUGUCGGACCCACUGCCUCAUCCCUCCUCGGGGACCCUGCUCCCUCUUUGGGGCCACUCCUGGCUCCUCCAUCAGAGGAUGUGGAGUCUGUGGAGAAACUGAGAGACAGACUGAAGGCAGAGUGGACACUCCUGCAGAACACAGCCCAAGACACAGGAAGAGAUGCUGAGGACCGAAGCUGAUCCUGCUCCUCCAUUUCUUUUUAAAUCAUGAAAACAUUAUGAAUCCCAUGAUUUAUGUAAUGCAAUAAUGUUAUGUAAUCGAGACGGCUUUUGAUACACAAAUUAAAAACAUAACAACAACUCA